Chara braunii is the source of this 2291-nucleotide messenger RNA. The record is from the annotation of a GenBank genome assembly. NCBI's taxonomy places the organism in Eukaryota, Viridiplantae, Streptophyta, Charophyceae, Charales, Characeae.
CGGAAGGGAAGGAUCCUCUAGGCAUCGCCGAAAGAGCCAUAGAACCGGUGCAAAGAUUAAGAAGAGUUGGCACCGGGGACCCCGUGAUCAACAAGGUAGAGUACAGAGGGAGGACGGAAGUUCCAAGGGUAGCCCACGGGAGAACUUAGACCAUCCCUACCUGGGCCUAUCGACUACUCUAUGUUGACGACGAGACCAUGAGGAGAGUCCGAUUGAGGGGUCAAGUGAUAGAAAAAUUUCCUCUGGGUGAAGAAAGAGGUCACGAGCUAUUCAACCAGUGCUGGGAGUCGAGAAAGGACACCGACUUCGAGUGGUGGGCCUGCGUUGGAGAGUUCAUCAAGCCCCUGUUCUCCGGGCAAGUUGGUGAUGUGGAUAGGGAUUUGAUUAGGAGGUGUGCGCAAGAAGGGGUUAGGGGCAUCUCGGACCUGGAGAUCGCAAAUCUUGCAUUGACCGCUAGCGAGGAGAAGAAACUGAGAGAUUCCUGGUGGACAGUAACCAGUGAGGAGUCGGGAGGAGAAAGUGCUAACGAGGACUCUAGUGAAGAGAAGGGGGGAUCAGAGGAAGAAGAGAACUCGGAAGACACCGCGGACAGUAGAGAGGGGGACGAGCCGGAAGGGGUCGCUGAAGCCGCAAGAGGCGUUCCGGUGGAAUCUCGGUGGGCGGACCUAAUGGAUGCAAAAGCAAGGUUAGAGGAAGCGCGAGAAUUUCCUAGAGAUAGACAGGGGUAUCGACCACUUAGGAGGGGGGAAGAGGAGUGUCAGGACAGGAGGGACUUAAGAGAAGGGAGGUCAGUAGAGGCCGGCGGCAGGCCGCGGAGAUGGGUCGAACGGGGCCCGGAGGUCGUCACCGGUGAGAGGUGCGUGAUGUUCAUGCUCCACCUGCCCGAGGAAAAGAGGAAAGAGGUCCUUGAGAAGGCCCCGAGGGAUUCUGCAAAUUUCGAGAAAGUCGCCGAAGUGGUUUUCACAGGGGGAGGGGUAGACGUGAGGGAAUACAUGAAAGAAACCUUGGACAUGUCUCUCAGCAACAUGCGAGACACGGUAGCCCCCCUUAGGAGGACCCUGAUGCAGCCUAUGCAGUGCACACUUUUGGAAUAUCUAGCUGCCAGCAAAAGCGCCAAGGAAGAACUCCUAAGCAUCACAAGGAAGGUAAGAGUCCCGCUCGCAGGGGGGCCCACGGUGCCGGUAGAGGGUCCAGCCAAGGAAGAGGUUCAUACCUCCCUUAUUAUCAUGGAAGAACUACCUGCUAACUUCUUCUCGGGAGAAGAGGCCAAGAAAUUCUAUGCGUUAGGGAGCGGCCAGCUCCAGGCAGUGGUAAGUGGGAAGAAAAUGAGGGCUCUAGUAGACAACGGGUCCGAGUCUACGGUGUGUAGGGACUCCAUCGCGCGGGAGCUGGGAUUGGAGAUAGAUCGAGGGGUAUCGAUGUCAAUGGUAGUGGAUGAUAACAAGCUGCAACCGGCGGAAGGGGUGUGUCAUAGCCCCGUGAUUGAGGUCGCUAGCGUAGAGGCCACGGUCCCGAUCUUUUCAGUAAAAGAGUGCUCCUCCGAAUUGAUCCUUGGGAGGACCUGGCUGAGCGCAGUACACGCAACCACGGUCGAUUUGUCGGAUGGAAGUCAGACCCUCUCGAUCCAAAGUCCUGAUGGAAUCCGAGUGGUCCUAAAGACCGUGGACGCGCAGGAUGAACGUAACCGGACCAGCAUUGCUAGACGCAAGGUGAGCCAGUCAAGGGUGUGCCGAGUCCGUCUGGCGGAGGUGCCCUUGGCGGAUAGGGGACCCAAGGGGGACCAAUUGGAGAUCGAGGACGUGGGGGACAGGAUUAUAAUUAACAGUAUGGGGUACGAGAAGGAGGACGAGGAGGAGGAGUUCGGUGGAGUCAAGAAACAUAAAACCGUGGCGGAAAAAGUGAAACCUGCCGCGGUCAGCCGGGAUAGAACGGGGGAAGCUACAAUAUCGGAAGAGGAGAUAACCGAUAUCAUCCGGAAGAAGAAAGAGCCGGAAGGGCAAAGGAUAACGGUCGAUAGAUUGGCCAAAAUGGAUAUAAGAGAUGGGAACCUCACGGAGGAAGAGAAGGGGUUCAUAGCAAUGACCCUAAGGGGGUGCGAUAAGGCCAUUGCCUUUGAUGAAUCGGAGAGAGGGAGGAUCGACCCAAGGUACGCUAAGCCGGCACGGAUCCACACGGUCUCGCACGUGCCUUGGAAGGAUAGGCCUCAGUGAAAGUACGCUCAAAAGGAGAAAGAGGAGAUAGUGGCCUUCAUCAAGGAAAAGAUCAGGACGUUCGUCGCGGAGCCUUGCGAG